Messenger RNA from Odontomachus brunneus, 2591 nucleotides. RefSeq names its product esterase E4-like. The record is from RefSeq and is a predicted model, not a curated record. NCBI's taxonomy places the organism in Eukaryota, Metazoa, Arthropoda, Insecta, Hymenoptera, Formicidae. The transcript has 9 exons. Bases 182 to 1822 code for a protein of 546 amino acids.
UGUGUAAGUGCUGUGAAUUAGUUACAUAUUUCGAGUAGAUUUCUGAGAUGACAUUUGCUUUCUUCACUACUGCACCAGGACUCGACAGUCGAGUUGCCGUGUGAAAUGCUCUGUCUCAGGAACGUCUUUAUCACUGCGUUAUGUGAUUGGUCAAUAAGCAGUCACUUAAAUACGAUAAAACAUGCUGAACAACAUUCGAACUAUCGCGCGUUCUGCUCUGGCAGUCAUGAAGAACAGUCGAGUCGACGUGCACGUACGGCAAGGAAGGCUACAGGGAAUUGUCGAGGAGAAUGUCCAUGGAGGCUACUACACCGCAUUCCGUGGGAUACCGUACGCGCAACCUCCGGUCGGCGACCUUAGAUUUCGCGAUCCUCAGCCAGCGCAAACAUGGGCCGGUGUACGGGACGCCUCGAAAUUCGGAGAUGUCUCUCUGCAGGUGGACAUGUUCACGCGUCAGGUAGUUGGCUCCGAGGACUGCCUUUACCUGAACGUGUACACCUCGGACGUCGAGCCGAAGAACAAACGCGCCGUGAUGGUGUGGCUGUACGGCGGCAGCUAUACUAAUGGUUCCGGCGAUGAUUUCAUCUACGGCCCCGAUCAUAUCGUCCGGAAAGACGUAGUGCUGGUUACACUGAAUUACCGAGUAGGCGCAUUUGGUUUCCUGAAUCUAGGAAAUGACGUGGCAGGAGGCAAUCAAGGUCUGAAGGAUGCAAUCAUGGCAUUACGAUGGGUUCACGAUAAUAUAUCGAACUUUGGUGGAGAUCCAGAAAAUAUCACUCUCUUUGGUGAAAGCGCCGGUGCAGCUAUAGCGCAUUACUUAACCAUGAGUCCGUUGGCUGACGGUUUGUAUCAUAAAAUGAUCAUACAAAGCGGGUCAAUGUUGUGCCCAUGGGCUUUGGCCGUUCCGGAAUGGCAGAAAGCUUUACAACUCGUCGAGAAACUCGGAAAACGGACCACAGAUCUGAAAGAGGCGGGCGAGUUUCUCAAAACGGCCGACGCGAAUAAAAUCAUCGACGCUUCACAGACGCUCUUGUCCAGCCACGAAAACCGACUGUUCGUAGUCGCGUUUGCCCCAGAUGUGGACUUGAAGUCACCGAAUCCAUACUUCUCGGAAGACCCGAUCGUGGUGGCGCGCCGCGGAAUUAAAGUGCCGCUCCUGCUUGGUUAUACAAACAGCGAAGGGAUUUUCUUCACACGCAGCUUGAGCGAUAGAGCUAUUCAAAUAGUCAAUUCCAAUUUCGAGAAUACCGUACCUAUAAGAGUUAUGGCUGACUUAAGGAAGAAAUCGAUGACGGCUGAUGAUGUACGAUAUUUAUAUUUCGGUGACAAACCGCUGUCGAAGGAAACUUUAAGCCAUUACGCUGAUUAUAUCACCGACUUGCUCUUUCAUCGUCCCAUUCAGGAAUUAGCUAAUAUACAAAUGCAGAUGGGACACAGACCGACAUACAUGUAUAAAUUCUCAUAUGACAAUAGAGCUUCCUUUUUGAAAAAAGCGAUGAACAUUACUCUCCCAGGAGUGGCUCAUACCGAAGAGUUGUUUUAUUUAUUUUAUCCUUACGUAAUGAAACAGUUAGGUAUGCAACUCCCUGCAUCCAAUUCGGAAGAAUAUAAGGUAACAGAUCGCUUCACGCAGAUGUGGACGGAUUUUGCCAAAACAGGGAACCCAACACCUGCUGUUACGGAUUUGAUCCCGACUAAAUGGACACCAUUAAAACCAGGAAACGUGUACGACUAUUUAAACAUCGAUAAAGAACUGCAGAUGAAAACUGCCUAUAAAGGAGAGCAACGUUGCGACUGGGAGAAGAUAAGAAACAAGCUUUAAGACCCUCUAUUCAUCAGAAUUUUACUAGUAAAAACAAAUUUUUUUAGCACAUGGAAUGAUCAAUAUAAAAAACAACAAUACGAGAUAACAUAUUUCAAAUUCUAUUUUUUGUAGUAACUUUAAAUUAAUAUUACGCUAUUUAUGACAGAAUCGGUGUAAUUUAUAAAAAUUAAUAGAACCGUGUAUAGUUCUAAUUAAUAGACGAUUAUAAUCAUAAACCGGUAUAUUUGCUCAAUGUAAUAAAUUUUUUCAAAAUUAUUAAAUUUGAUAUGUUCUGAUUUUGUUGUUUACUUUCCAUGUAAUCAGCAUAUUAACUACUCUUUUACUUUUUUAUACCAAUUAUAUUUCGUAUAUUGACAAGUGCAAAAAUAGCUAUGGUAUGAUAUAGUAUGAUAUGGUAUAACAUACAGAAAACAUAUAAAUAUGUAAUUACAAAAGCGUUUAAUGCGUUGUCAGAAAAAAUUCUAUUUCAAUUUUUUAUCCAGUAACGGGAUUCUAUAACUCGUUAUUAGAGUUAACGACAUCAUUAUCGUUGCGCAACUUUUCUAUGGUGUACAAAAGUUGUGCAACGAUAACGAAACUGUUGUUAACUCCAAUAACGAGUUACAGAACCCCAGCACAGAUCUCAAUUUUAGAGGAUAUUUUCCUGAAGAGAAAGUUGACUAUCGAUAUCAUGAAGAUGUCAUUUUAUCAUUUUAAUACAGAUUUUCGGAUACUUGUAUGUAUUAAAAACUAGAUGAAAAAAGAAAUAACCAUAAGUUAAAUACUA